GUUCUCAGUUCAAAGGGCAAAGAAGAAAUGUUGGCAAAUCUUGCCAGAUGGGAACCGGGGCAUGGGCGUUUCAGGCUUUUUUAUCCGUGGAAGCAGCACUUGAAGAUUGGAGACCUUGCUCGAGAAUGUGCCUCGUUGAUUGAAGCUAUGAAUCCCUACGUUGACUCUGAUUUCCAACAAUCACCAGAAUUUCAAAGCAAAAUUCAAGAAUCAUGCAAAAAGAUGAGUGCAGAAAGUAGCAAGGCAUUAAGAGAACUAGCCACAGCAAUCAAAACGAUGACAGAGCCAUCCUCUGCCAGUCCUUACUUGGAGAACUCCAAAUCUGCCAUGAACCACCUUAAAACUGCUCUCAAAGAUUUCUCAUUGGAGAGUACUGAUCUCCUAGCAAUCUUACAGGCUGCCACAGUCUUUUCAAUCCUUGUUGAGAUCAUUAAAUGCAUGGAAAAAAUUUCGAAAGCAGUUCAUGAACUCUCCAAGCUAGCACGUUUCAAGAAUGCAGAACCUACCGUGUCAUGCAAGAAACUGCAUCAGCUGUUCAUAAACCCAAGUUUUGAAGGUGAUGGUAAACUUAACAUGGGAAACAAGACAAUUCACUCCAUAAAUCUAUUACCACGUCAGGAAAAUAACAAGCCAAUCACUAAUUGACUGUGCCUCGCAGUGCGAAUCAGUUGAGGAGGGAGCUGAUUCCAUUAACACCAUCUUUCCACGCGUUCUGAUAGAAUUAAUUAAAACUGUGACUUCUAAUCAUUUCUGUGAUUAAAUUAGGUUCUCUUUUUCUUUUGCUCUUUAUCCAAACAAAGGUUCAUUAGAAGUCUAUGGUUAUGCUUCCAUAUAUUUUUAGUCGCCUUAACCAAUAUGUUCCAGGAAAGUUCACAUUCUGUCACUUAUUCAAAUGCUUUACUUUUUAAAAUGCUUGAAUAUAUUGAUGUCAUUAAG
Messenger RNA from Rubroshorea leprosula, 936 nucleotides. The record is from the annotation of a GenBank genome assembly. NCBI's taxonomy places the organism in Eukaryota, Viridiplantae, Streptophyta, Magnoliopsida, Malvales, Dipterocarpaceae.